This is a messenger RNA of Amyelois transitella, 1242 nucleotides long. RefSeq names its product glyoxylate reductase/hydroxypyruvate reductase. Gene Ontology annotation, molecular function: NAD binding; hydroxypyruvate reductase [NAD(P)H] activity; hydroxypyruvate reductase (NADH) activity. The coding region runs from base 75 to 1133 and encodes 352 amino acids. Gene Ontology annotation, cellular component: cytosol. The transcript has 7 exons. The record is from RefSeq and is a predicted model, not a curated record. Lineage: Eukaryota; Metazoa; Arthropoda; Insecta; Lepidoptera; Pyralidae.
UUGUUUGUAUACUUAUUUGUAUAGAAAGUUAUCUAACUGAUUGUUGAUAAAUAGGUACUUAUCUGUACAAUACAAUGAUACGACGGAAUCACGUAAUAUUUACGCUUAUCGCAUCUGCGGCUUUAGUUUGUUCAGAAAACUCGACAAUGGCUAACCUCAAAGUGUUGGUUUCUUCAAAGGAUUUCCCUGAGAGUGGAUUGAAGAUUUUGAGAGAACAUUUCACGGUUCUCCAAACCCAGCACUUGAAUUUCGGAGAGGAGGGCAAGACGCAGAACUAUGAAGAGCUGCUGAAACUCAUACCGGGUUGCACCGCCCUCGUGUGGCUCUCACACCAUCCCAUCACCAAUGAGCUGCUGGAUAAAGCUGGGCCAAAUCUAAAAAUGGUGGCUACAGUAUCAGCUGGUUACAACCAUUGCAAUGUCGACGAACUAAAGGCGCGAGGUAUAAAACUGUCGAACACACCUGACGUGCUCAGUGCUGCCGUCGCGGAACUGGCAGUCAGCCUUAUGUUGGGAGCAGCUAGGAGAUUUACUGAGAACUUGGAGCAAGUCAGAAGUGGCAAAUGGGAGAUAGGUUUCGACGUAGUCUUAGGCCAGGAGAUACGCGGCAGCACUGUCGGCAUCAUCGGCUUCGGCGGCAUUGGCCAGGCUGUCGCCAAGAGGCUUUCCGGCUUCGACGUCAACAAGUUUCUUUACACCGGACAUAGGGAGAAGCCUGAGGCCAAAGCUUUAGGUGCUGAGUUCGUAUCAUUGGACAAUCUGCUGGCCCAGAGUGACUUCAUAUUGCUCGCUGUGCCGCUAACCAACGAAACCAAACUCAUGAUCAACCAGACCACUUUGGGGAAGAUGAAGCAGAAUGCCAUUCUUAUCAACGUCGGACGUGGAGAUUUAGUAGACCAAGACGCCUUGUACGAAGCCCUCAAAAACAAGAAAAUCUACGCCGCCGGCCUUGACGUCACCACGCCAGAGCCUCUGCCCAAAGACCAUAAACUGCUGUCGCUUCCUAAUGUUUUCAUACUGCCCCACAUCGGAAGCGCGACAGUGCGCACACGCAGCGACAUGGGCGUGCUAGCGGCAAGGAACGUAGUCCAAGCACUCAGCGGAAAACCACUCAUCACACCAGUGUUGCCAUAAUAUUCAACUAAUUUUAGGCAUUAAUUUAUCUCUAAAGCAGCAUGUUAUUAAUUGACUUAUAUGUUAAUUUAAGUAUAUAAAUUAUGUGAUAAUAAAAAAUAUUUAAUGA